AUGAAUUUUAUUCCAAAUAAACGUAAUAUAAGAAGUACAAAAUCUGAAGUCAUUCGAAAAAUUAACAAUAAUGGCUAUAAUGCUAAUAAUAGCAAUAAUUUAAUAGAGAAUAAUAAAAAUGAAAAUGGUACUAGUAAUGAUAAUUUUACACUUGAAGAUAAUACUUUAAAUGGGAGUUAUGAUAUAGAUAAAAGGUCAGAGAUUCAUUAUUGUAAUAAAGCUUUUGAUCCACAGUAUUUGUAUAUGAAUAAAAUUUCGAAUGAUGUGAGGUCUACAAGAAAUCGUACUUCUACACAUAGAAUUAUUUCCCCUCGUUCACAAUCUAUAAAUUUGUUAGCUCAAAAAGUAGCAAGAACUUCAAAUGUAUCUAAAAUUUUUGAUGAUAAAGCAUCCGUCGUUUCGUUUUAUACGAAUAAAAAAAAAAAUUUAGACAGAAUACCUAUUCCUGAAUCUAAUGAUAGUUUUAAAACACAAGCGAAUUCACAAAUAGUAGAGCAAUCUAUAGAAUUGUUGAAACAUUUAAUCAACCAAGAAAACAGAGAACAUCAUUCCUCAUCUCAAGAAAAUGAGAAAAAAAAUAAAUUAAUGUUUAAAUUAGUCGAACAAUUAAAACAAUGUGAUGACAUACCAGAACACACACAGGGGGAAUAUAAUAAUACCAAUAAUUCACUUGAUUUAUACAAAAAAAAAAUAGAUAUGCUGAAUUUAAAAUUUCUGAAAUUAAAAAAUGAAUAUUCGCAUCUAAAUAACGAAAAUGUUGUCCUUAAAAAACAGUUAAGAAACAUAAAGGAUAACUAUCAUAUGAUAAAUCAAAAGAGCGCAACUGUAUCUUUUUCCAGAGGACCGACGAAAGAAGACAUGUUGAGAAGUAAUGAUAUCGGAAGCGACAACAACAGUUAUAAUAAUAACAGCAAUAGUAAUAACAACAGUAUUAGUAAUAACAAUUUCAAUAGUAAUAACAUCAGCAAUAGUAAUUAUGAGCAACAAUUAAGAGAAGCACAAAUGGAUGGCGUAUCAUUAAACAAGACUGUGAGUAUUGAUAAGGUACCAUCGUCCAUGCAUCAAAUGGCAAAAAAGAAAUUAGUAGAUAAUCAAGUACAAACGGAAAAUACUUUUCCAAGUCGUAUUGUACCUUCCUCUGAUAAUAAAAAACAAGGGGGGGAAGGAGGACCAUCAAGUAUUUACCAUGGAGGUAGAUUAAAUUCAAGUUUUUUAGAUGAAAAUUACAUAAACAAAAUUAGGGAAGAAAUUAGAAAUGAAGUUAUUCAAGAGGUUACCAAUAAAUUGGAUAAAGAGUAUAAAGAAGAAUUACUUAAGAUAAGAAAAAGUGUAAAUAACAACAUGUAUAAUCCUAGUAAUAUGGAAGAAUUUUCCGCCGACACGAUUUUUAAUAAUUGUCGAGAUCAAUUGGAUGAGCAAAUAAAUGAUACUAUUAAUAGAUAUAAAAACAGCAUUUUUGAUAAUUUUAAAGAUAUAUUGAAUUUAUCCAAAGGAAUAGGAAUAAAAUCGUUAGAACACAUGAGUAAUGAAGAAGAUGAGAGAAACAAAAAGGAAAAAAAAAAAAUAGAGGAGGAGGGAAGUGAGGAAGAAGGAGGGAAAGAAGGAGGGAAGGAAGCAAAGGAAGAAGUGGAGAAGGAAACAGUGGAAAAAGCGAACGAAGAGGAAGAGGGACAAGAAAUGGGCAAUUUUUCUUUGAUAUCGUUGAAUGAUAAAAUUAAUGAUUGUUUAUGCUUGUUUGAAAAUAUUAGCAAAAAUAAAGAGAAACUCAAAAUAAAAGAGGAAAAAAGAAAAGGUGAAAGGAAUAAUGUAAUUAACGCACUGAAUAAUAUAAACACAUGUAUGAAUGAAAUUGAUGACAUGAUUAACAAUCUUAAUGCUAAUAUAGGUAAGAAUAUUAUUUUGGAUGAUGAAGAAAGCUAUCCUGGAGAUAUCAGCAUUUUGAAGAGGACUUCUUCUAAAAGUGAAGAUGACGAGGGAGAGGAAAUGACCAGUUGUAGGUCCCUUGCAAACACUAUUGAGAGUAGCGAGGUGGAAGAAAUUGAAGAAGAUAUUAUUGAAGAACAUAGGGCGGAAAUGGAGCAUAGGAAAAGGAAUGACAAGGCUUAUAAUAGUAAUAUUCAAUGUAGAAUUUUAUCAUGCGAGGAUAAAAUAGAUACUAUGAGUAACAAAUCAUUGAAGAGCAAUCAUUCUGAGGUGCAUAACAGGAAAUAUCAUGGAGAUAAUUUAAAUAUUAUAACAAGUAAUAAUAUGCAUAUAAUUCAUGAGAAUUUUACAUCUGAUGUUAUGACCAAAAACAUGCAUGCUGACAUAAAUGAUGGAAUAAAUAAUAUAAUAAAUAAUGACCUAUAUAAUGAUUUAGAUAAUGACUCAAAUGACAAUAUUAAUCAUUUGGGGUUUCAUCAAGGAACUUCAAUAAACAUGAAGAACACAAAUAAUGGUACAGCUAUAGCAGAACAGAAUUGUGAUAAAAAUAUAACGAAUAAGGAAAAUAUAAGAUGUAACAAUACUGAGGAAAGAGAUAAGAACGUAAAUCGAAAUGCCAUUGAGACUAGUACAAAACAAGAUGACAAGGAAUCUUCAAUUACUACAAGUACGGAUAAAAAUAAGGGUAAUGUACAAAAUGAAAAAGAGAAGAAAAAAGGUAAAUGGAGAAAUAUAUUUUCUAGUAAAAAAAUGAAGAAAAAAAAUUUCGUCGAUAAUUUUGGUGAUGACGCAGAAUUAUGGUCGAAGAGUGAAAAGUGUGAAAGUGGUCAAAAUGGUGAAACUGGUCCAAAUGGUGAAAACUACAAAAGUAAUAGUAGCAGUAAAAAGGGAGAUGAAUAUUUUUAUAAUACUAUUAAUACAUCUUCAAAUAAUAUGCACAUUGAACGGGGAGAGUUAGAUGUUAUUACGAAUCCUAUAAAUAGUGAGGAUGUAUCUAAUGCUUAUAAUAGGUUAGGAAAUGCUUCUAAUAAUGCAUAUUGUGUUGAACAGAAACUCUUGCAUACCACUUCAAGCGAUGAGAAAACAGAGUGCUUUCAAACGAACGCAUAUAACAUAAGUCAAGGAAUGUAUUUAUCCCAUGGUAAUCCAAAUGUAGUGGGAGAUGAAUUGUGUAAGGAUCAACAUAAUAAGGAAAAUCAUAUGAAUAUAAGUAUGAAUGUGAAUAUUAAUAGUGCUAGUAUUAAUAACAAUUUGAACACAUUUGAAAAUUAUGAUUUUAAUAUGAACAAUUACCAUAGUGGUGAGGGAAUGAACAAUCUUGACGUGAAGAAUCGUUACAACAGUAGUAAAAUUGAUGGCAAUAAUAUUUUCAGUUCUUCAAAUAAUCUGGACGUGAGUAACAGUUACAAUGCAACGCGUGGUAUUAAUAAUAGCAGUAGUAAUAAUAAUAGUAAUGGUAAUAUUAACUAUAAUAGUAACAGCUCGUAUAUUUACGAAAGCAAUAAUAUAUAUAAUAACAAUGCGCAUAAUAAUAAUGAGGGUAUGGAAAGAAAUUCCAUUAAUUGUUCAGUUUAUUCAUAUAAUCCAUCCAAUAAUAAUAAAAAAUGUUUUGUUCCCAUUGAUGAACAUAUAAAUGAUCAGGAGAAUUUUCUGAUCAAAAAAAAAAAUAGCCAAAAAAUGUUCAACUAUAAUAAUGAAGGGAAUAAUUUAAAUAAUAAUUUCAUCUAUAUGGAACAAAAUGAAAACGACUUAUUAAUGGAAACAGCACAUAUACAAUUUAAUAACGAAAAAGAAAAUUGCCUAAACUUUCGUAACAGUGAAAUAAAUAAUGGUAAGGGAAACGACUAUAAUAAUAAUAAUUACGAUGAUCACAACUACAAUAAUAACAAUUACAGUAAUCAUGUUAGUAGUAAUUAUAAUUAUAAAGUAGGCAAUACCAUGAAAUUUGCUGAUGAGGCAGAUAAUCAGUAUAAUUUAUUUUACAAUAUGAAUAAUCAAAAUGAAGACACGAAUAAUAAUAUUGUUUAUUUAAAGAAUUAUGACCAUGUACAACAGUUCAAUGAUGCAUCACAAAGUAAUUGUUCUAAUUAUUAUAAUAAAACUGCUAAUAUAAAAAGAGUAAAUAGUUCUGCAACAAAUACAAAUAAGAACGUUACUACUAGUAAUUUGUCUCAUAAUAAUAAACUUAAAUUAUCAACAAAAAGUGAAGUUCAUUACAAUUCUUACAAAUCACAAAAAAAUAAAACCAAAAAAAAUCUCGAAGAUCUUUUCGCAUAA
Molecule: messenger RNA, 4200 nt
Organism: Plasmodium malariae
Lineage: Eukaryota; Apicomplexa; Aconoidasida; Haemosporida; Plasmodiidae
Product: conserved Plasmodium protein, unknown function
Exons: 1
Coding region: 1-4200 (1399 amino acids)
Source: RefSeq, a predicted model, not a curated record